This is a messenger RNA of Notechis scutatus (mainland tiger snake), 2819 nucleotides long. It is a transcript of the gene PRSS8, whose product is annotated as serine protease 8. Lineage: Eukaryota; Metazoa; Chordata; Lepidosauria; Squamata; Elapidae. Gene Ontology annotation, molecular function: serine-type endopeptidase activity. The record is from RefSeq and is a predicted model, not a curated record. Gene Ontology annotation, biological process: proteolysis.
CCGUCAUCGGCGAAGGUAAAGUCGCCAACGCCGCCUCCCGCUUCAGUGCACCUGCCUGCCGGCUGCUCGCAGGAUCCUGCUGCUGGGCUCCCUUCGCCGCUUCUCUUCAGCUGGCCACCGUCGUUGCCGUCGAUCCACCUGCGUCAUGGAGGGGCUGCGGGGUGGCCUGAGCCUCGCCGGGCUCCUGUUGUUGCUGCUCGUCGCCGGCGUCAUGAAAGAGGUCAGCACACAAGCGUGUGGAGUGCCUGCCCUGGGACGGAUCGUGGGUGGUUCUGACACUCGAAGUGGACAGUGGCCAUGGCAGGCCAGCCUGGACUUCAAUGGUCAUCAUGCAUGUGGGGCAACCCUCAUUGCCCCCCAGUGGUUGGUUUCAGCUGCACAUUGCUUCCCCAAGGUGAAUGAAAUCGCAUUGUAUGACGUGAUCCUGGGGUCCUACCAGCUGAAAAACCCCUCGCUAGACGUCAAAGUGAUGCAAAUAGACCAAGUGAUUAAGCAUCCUGAUUUCAAUGAAGAAGAAGGCUCUCAAGGAGAUGUAGCCCUGGUGAAACUCAAAGCCCCGGUUCUGUAUUCUCGGACUGUACGGCCGAUCUGCCUGCCUGACUCUUCGGUCAGCUUUCCGGAAGGCAUGACAUGCACCGUCACCGGCUGGGGAAACAUCCGUGAAACUACGAGCCUCCCCUCGCCCAUGACGCUACAACAACUUGAAGUGCCCAUCAUUGGUCUGGACACCUGCAGGUGCUUGUACAGAAGGAACCCAGAUCCUGAGGAUUCCCACACCCUCCACCGUGACAUGAUCUGUGCCGGUUUUGUAGAAGGCAAGAAGGAUGCCUGUCAGGGUGAUUCCGGAGGCCCCCUAUCCUGUCUCGUGGACAAUGCCUGGUUCCUGGCUGGUGUUGUGAGCUGGGGAUACAGCUGUGGGGCUGCCAACAGACCUGGUGUUUACAUCCGACUUCCUUUCUAUGCUGACUGGAUUAAGGAAAACGUUCCAGAAGUGCAGCUUCAGCAAGUGACAGUCCCUACAAAGGCCACCCUAGGAGAGGCCUUGUGCUCCAAUUCUACAAGAGAAGGAGGCGGCACCUAUGAUGACAUCCAGCCCUUACCAGGCUGGAACCGGCCCCUCGACCCAAACAAGAGCCCUCCCAACUAUUCUGUUUCCCUAGCCUACAGAGUUGGCCUACCACUUCUUCUUCUCCUCCUCCAGGCCUGCCUGUGGUAACUUUCCACUCCCACCCUGUUGUGCAGGGAAAGUGGUUGUCUUCCUGUUUUAUCCUCCUGGUGAUGGUCUCCCUAUUUCAUAGUCUGCUGUGCUUCAAGCUUUCUCUUUCCACACUGGGUGCAGAGAAGACAGCGUGAUUCGAUUAGGACGUGGUACUGUUCUGCCGAAGCCCGAACUGCCUCACAGGUGGUCAUCGAGUGUGUAUUUUGUAAAUCUACCUGUGGUCUUGGCCUAGCGUAUGGCUUUUGAAAAACUUCACUGCUUCACUCCUAUUCCUGACUUUUACUCCGAGGAUCUAAUUCAUAAUUAUCUGGGAGUGUCUCUUUUUUUGCCUCUUUCCCUGCGACUUGCUUGGCCUUUUUUUUUUUUUUUUUUAAAUCAUAGUUGGGAUACAAAUCUGUAAUAAACCUGCUUUGUUACUGUGGACAUAAUUUCAUAAGUCAGAGGGAGUCUAGUCUCCUUUUUAGGCAAAUUCCUGAACUGCAUUUGGAUAUGACUAAUCUCUCUGUUGAGUAGUUGGCAUCCUUCUCCAAUUGCAUUCCUCACACGUUUUGAAACGUGAUCGGUUUCAAGGCAGGUUCCUCUCUGUCCAGUUCCUCCUUUCCUGCUCAUAAUGUGAAAUUCUCUUGUAGCCUUCCUAACAGUUGUUGUGAAGACAAGGUCCUCCACAAUAGUUGGACGUUAUUCAAGGACCAAAGUUGAGCCCUUUGAAGAGUCAGUCAGCUGAAUCCUUUCUUCCUUAUGGAUCGAAUUGAGAUCUGAUGUCUUGCCCAACAGGACAAUUCAGAGAGCAGCAUAAUGUGUCCUAACCUAAUUUCUCUCUCUUAAAGAUCAGUACCUUGCCAAGUAUAGAUAAUGCCAUUAGUUAACUUGGAUUGAUGGGAGGAUUUUUACAGGGUUGGUAGUUCUACUGUCUUAGGCUGUCAUGGUCUCAGCUUAUGUGAAACAGGUCAAGGUAAGUACAAUGCAACCACCGAGUUGUGGAAAAGGGAUAUAUAUUCUAUAGGAUCCCUUCCACCCAUGUUUGGUUUACUUGACCCUCGUUUCUCCAUCUUCUGGGCUCCCUAUGUCACUUAGUAUUUACCCACCCCUCCUUCUGGCUCACAGGCUGAAUAAAAGGAGACUCGGCAGAGGUAGAGACUUUGAAACCAACCUGUUGCCUUUUGAUCUUGGGCUGGGUGAUCAGGCCCCUUCUGUGUGCUGCUAGCCUUGCAAUUUUGCCUGAUUUAAGUUGAAAUUGUAUAGGGGUGGAAAUGUAACCUCUGGAUGUUUCCGUUGCAUAAUUUAUGAAUCCUUCCAAGGUGGGAUGAGGGCAGAGUUUCUGGGCUGUGUGUACACCUCAGUUCGGAGAUACCAUCAAGUUUUCAUUUUGUGACACCAACUGUCAGCCUGACAGAUUUAUGGAGCAGCACGGAAUCCAGUGAAGGAGAUGAAGAGGACCGCUUGUUUCCAAGUACGUUUGGACAGAAAUAACUCCUAGCACGGAUGCAGAAUUAAAAGAAGUGGGACUUGAUCGAAAUUCAAUGAGGAUCGAAACUGCAUUCUUUGGGGGAAAGAGGAUUGCGACUGUAUUUAGAUAAUUUUAUGUUUGCAACACACUUUU